CUCUCUCUCUCUCUCUCUAUUUUCACUGAGUCAGCGAACCAAUCUCAUCCUUUCCUUCCAAAACCCUCGCUCUUUUCCGCUGACGUGCUCACGACCUUUAUCUGCCAAUGCUAUCUUCUCUCAUUUUUUAUGUUUCUUUUGAGUUUUGUCGUCCCCAUACCCUUCGACUCUAUCUCUAUAAAACCCCAAAUCCCCAGUCCUCUCUGCUCUCCUGAUCUUCUACUCCAAACCAAUUCCCUCUGCUCUGUUUCUUCUUUCUUUCUCUGUUCGAAGACAAUUUUAGUAUUACUUUGCAGAAAGGUUGCUAUGGAAGCACUGGAAAUCCCAGUAAUCAGUAGAAUUAGUGGUUUCGAAGCGGGCUUAAACCAAUUACGGGAUCCAUCCUUCGUUUCCCGUGUUAUCAAUCUCGUAGCCAUCGAUGGAAGUUUUCCAAAUUACAAUUUCUGGACGUGGGGAGCUCUGAUUUUAGCCAUUGUCGCGACUUUCAGUGGCGUAAUUAACAGAACCAUGCUCGUUAUUCUCAGACUCUGGCGGCGGCGGCGGCAGAGAUCCGUAGGUUCAGAACAUCUUAUUAGACCACUUGUCGAGGACGACGACGACGACGACGACGACGAAGAUGAUGACGACGAUGAGAGCUGCUCUUUAUCUUCAUCUAACGACGAUGAAGACGAGCUCCCCACUUCGCCACACGAGAAUCAGAGACCGUUCGAUGAAGAUUUCCGCGUGGCAAGUUCUGGUAGUUACGACGAAGACCAAAGACAUAAGAAAUUGAAGUUCCGGCGUCAGUUCUCCUGGUCUGAUUUCGCUAGCGGCAAGAGUGUUGUGAAGUUGUGGGAUGGGUUAGGGUUAGGGUUAGGGUUAGGGCUAGGGUUAAGGUUUGACGGUUCGUCGAAUGAGAAUGUUGUGUCGAUGUGGGAUUUGAAUAAGGAUGAGAUUAUAAACUCGUUUCACGGUGGUGGCGAUUUUCAGAUUCCGACGAUUUCGAGGGCGGCGCCAUCGGUGGUGAUGACGGCUGGGCUGGAGGAGAGUGGGAACAUGGCAUUUAGGGUUUGGGACGCCCGGCUGGGUCUUCCGAUUCCGGCGAUUUUCGCGGAGUGGCAACCUCGCUGGAGGCGGAUAGUGGGUGUAGAUUCCGACGAAGUGGAGAAGGUUUACGUCACAGAUGACAGAAGCUCUGUAACCGUAAGAGAUAUGAGGAAGGUUGGAUUUCCUAUCGAAUCAGAGGAAGACACCUGGUGGGAUGCCGAUGCCGUUAUUGUAUCUGACGCCGAUCGUGGGCUGCCGGUGCAGAUUCGCGGUUCCGUUGUGUCACGAUGUCGUGAGGCGGUGAAGUCUUAUCUGUUUUAGAAAUUUUCAAAAAUCACCUCACCGUGAUGAGUUGCGGCUUCAUCCUUCAUUUAUAAAUAAAUGAUUUUUUAUUGACAAAAUCUCAGUACGUAUAAAAAAAUAGGAAUACACAACGUCCGAAGCCUGUGAAUUAUUAUUAUUUUUCUGGUCUCCCAAUUAAUGGAAAUUAUUUCUGUUUUUUGGGAAGGUUCAAUAAGUAGCUUAUUUCUGUAUUUUUUUUUUUUUUUUUUUUAAGAAGAAGUGGGACAUAUUUGACAAUUCACAAUUUGAGUGGGUUCUUGACUCCUUGGGUUACAGCUGUAAUGAGGUUCCGUGCAGCGGCGCAACCUAACGUUACUAUAUUGAGCUCUUUCUUUUUCUUUUGGUUUAA
This is a messenger RNA of Macadamia integrifolia, 1717 nucleotides long. RefSeq lists its product as uncharacterized. The transcript has a single exon. NCBI's taxonomy places the organism in Eukaryota, Viridiplantae, Streptophyta, Magnoliopsida, Proteales, Proteaceae. The coding region runs from base 130 to 1347 and encodes 405 amino acids. The record is from RefSeq and is a predicted model, not a curated record.